Messenger RNA from Mangifera indica (mango), 2281 nucleotides. Its product is annotated as transcription factor bHLH30. The transcript is spliced from 2 exons. Gene Ontology annotation, biological process: regulation of DNA-templated transcription. Bases 533 to 1561 code for a protein of 342 amino acids. Gene Ontology annotation, molecular function: DNA-binding transcription factor activity; protein dimerization activity. Lineage: Eukaryota; Viridiplantae; Streptophyta; Magnoliopsida; Sapindales; Anacardiaceae. The record is from RefSeq and is a predicted model, not a curated record.
AAAAAUUAAAAAAGAUACUUCAAUUCAAUUCAUCCUGAUAGCUACAGGGAUAUUGUUGGAUUGAGAAUGCCGUAAGAAGAAAGCAGAGUGUAGCAGUACUUACAGGCUCUAUAUAUUUACAGGCUCUAUAACAACAAAGCACCAAGGGAAGUUUAGUUUCAAGCAAAGGAUAAAAGAGGAUCUUCACCCGCACAAAGGAGUGAAAGAGAUUGAGAAAUAGAUCAUUAUCAUAGAGUCCAAGAGGUCUUUGGGUUUGGCUUUUCUUUCUUUUACCACCACCACCAGUCCACCACAGAAAAGUCAGUGUAUCCACACAUAUUUAUUACACAUAUCAAAGGAAGCUCUGUCUUCUUAUGUUCUCUUUUACCAUUUUUUUCUGUCUAUAGAAAAGUCUAUAUCAACUUCCAUAUCCUUUCUUCUUUUAUUCAUCCUUUUCACUCAAGUAAGUGAUCAAUAUGAUAACAACCUCUCCAACCAACUAGCUAUACAUAUUGAAUAUUCUUGGUGUCUAGUUUUUAAUUACAGAAGAGAGAUGUGCGGAUUUAAGGAAGAAGAUCAAGGACAGUGUUCUCAAACUAUUCAUAACAUUCAAGGCUAUCAAGAACAGUUUUUUCUUCAGCAACAACUCAUGCAACAGCAACAGCAACACAAUAAUGAUAUGUAUGGAGGAGGUAGAGGAGGAUUGAUUUUUCCUGAAGUUUCUCCCAUCCUGCCAUGGUCUCUCACUCAAGUUCACUCUUUCAACCCGGCUAACUACACCACCAACCCGGUUCAUGAACAUGACCCAUUUCUUCUUCCACCUCCACCAUCAUCAUAUGGGAGUUUGGUCAACAGAAGAGCUCCCGGCGUUCAGUUUGCAUAUGACGGUCCAUCAAGUGAUCAUCUCAGGAUCAUAUCAGAUACUCUUGGACCAAUGGUUCAACCCGGUUCAGCCCCUUUUGGUCUACAAGCUGAAUUUGGAAAAAUGACCGCCCAAGAAAUUAUGGAUGCUAAGGCCCUCGCUGCUUCAAAAAGCCACAGUGAAGCUGAGAGGAGACGAAGGGAAAGAAUCAACAACCAUCUUGCUAAGCUACGCAGCUUACUACCCAGCACCACCAAAACGGACAAGGCUUCUUUACUAGCUGAAGUAAUCCAACAUGUUAAAGAGCUAAAACGGCAGACUUCUUUGAUAGCUGAAACGAGUCCAGUACCAACGGAAAUCGAUGAGCUAACAGUGGACGCAUCGGACGAGGAUGGUAAGUUCGUAAUAAAAGCUUCACUUUGCUGUGAAGAUAGGUCUGAUCUCUUACCUGACCUGAUAAAAACCUUGAAAGCUUUACGUUUAAGAACGCUGAAAGCAGAAAUUACAACACUCGGGGGGCGUGUAAAGAAUGUUUUGUUCAUUACUGGUGAAGAAGAUUCAAUCAGUAGCGGUGAGCAACAGCAACAACAGUAUUCUAUAAGCUCAAUCCAAGAAGCAUUAAAAGCAGUGAUGGAGAAGACUUCUGGUGAAGAGUCUUCUUCAGCGAAUGUUAAGAGACAAAGAACCAAUAUCAAUAACCUUGAACACAGGUCUCUUUGAAUUCACUUGUUGAUUUCUUUUUUUUCAACUUUUUUAAUUUGUGGGUGUGUUUUAUUUGAAAAUGUUUUUGCUUUGUGUGUUUCCUUCAGUGAACAAAUAGGUUAUGAUGGUGUGUUUUGUGUACUUACAUGAAUCCCAAAUAGGAAAAUGCAAAGAGAGAUAUAGAGAGUAAAAGAGAGAGAGAGGUUUAGUUGAUAGUUUGUGAGGAUUCCCAUUUUGUUUUGGCUCGUUCAGAGAAGAGUAAGCGCACUGCAGAGAGUACUAGAGAACAAACAAAACAAAACACAAUGUGGUGGUGCAAAUGGGAUGGAUUCCAGGUUUUCUAUGUUAAGUUUUGAUAUAAAGUUUCUCUUGGCACGAAAAAGAUCCUUCACUGUUUUUAACCUUACUAUCAAACUCUUUCUCUCUCUUUUUCAGUGUGCGUGUAUGUGUCGUCAGUUAAUGUGGAAUUUAUAAUGAUCAUCUUAAGAAUGGUGACGAUGUUGUUCUCGUCAUGUUGUAUUUGUCGUCCCCACCAUGUCUACCUUCUUCUUAUCUGUUCAAUGAUGUUUCAUGCCAUUCCACUUCUGGUUGUGAGUUCAUAACCAGAAAAAACAAAAAAACCCUCCUAUGGCAUUUUUACCACUGAUGAAGUCCCUGAGAAAUGAAAGCAAGUGAUAGACUAUUGUACAUAAAAUAUAUUAUUGUAUUUCACUUUCUUGUUUCCUCUCUUCAUGUCUA